CCGUAUCCUGCCAUGGAGUUCCAAAACCCCCGGGGCGAUUAUGCAGCUUUGCGCCUGAAGAGGGUCGAAGAUCUCUGGUUCUCGGAUGGGUCUAUCGUGGUUCGUGUCGGAGAACAAGCGUGCCGCAUUCACCAGAGCAUUCUGGCCGCCAACUCGUCCGUCCUGGCCAACAUCCUCUCCAUUCCGCAGCCCAAAAACGGGGAGACGUUCGAAGGACUGCCCAUGAUGAGCUUCCCUGAUCCGCCGGAAGACGUCCUUCACUGGCUAAAGUCCAUGGUGCUGCCGGGGUACUUCGAGGUGUACCCCAGCCGCAUCCAGCAGGACAAAUUGCUCGCCACGCUCCGCCUCAGCCACAAGUACGGCGUGCAGACGUUGCGCCAGCGCGCGCUCUACCAUCUCAGCGUCGCGUUUCCGUCGGUGUUUGGCGACGAGGACGAAGCCAAGUUGUUGCUCGACAAGGACCACUGGCGGAAGACCUCCAUCGACGGUGACUUCAACGUGGACUUCUUCUGCAAGGUCUACGCCCUGGCCGUGGAGAUCGGUGCUGACUGGCUUCUGCCGAGUCUCAUAUACACCAUUCACUCCGCUACCUAUUUCGACGACAAUGCCAGAGCACGCCUGCCCGCGCUGCUGUCGUCGCAAGCCAUGUUACAGCUGUUAAACGUCACGCGCGCAAGCCUCGCAGCAUUCCAGCCCCAUCGUCUCACGCCAAUCUUGAGCAAUGAUUGCGAGGUCGGUGGCACCAAGUGCACGGACGGUGUUCGGGACAUCCUCGACCGAGGCUUCGACCAUCUCAUCGCGCAGCCCCUUUCCUUCCUGCAUAUCAAGGCCAACACUUUCAUGACCGACUGUGGUUACGCGACAGUGAAGGAAGCGAUUGAAGUGGCGGCGUGCAAUAAGUGCAAAGAGGUGUUCAGGUAUCCUCGAUACAUCGUUGCGUGUGAUUUGUUCAGGCAGGUGUUUGAGGAGGCUACAGUAUACGAGGAACUGAGGGACGCCAGGGCGCUGGACACCGGAAGUCAGUGGAUCAGCAGAAGACAUUAGAUCACGGUAGCGUCCGAAUUAUACGAAGCUCCCGUACAUAUAUUGACAAGACCAAGCACACCAGUACUAGGUUGUGCUGAGCCAGAUCGGUGUGGUCAGGCGGGGCGGGUCGAUGCAAUUUUUAGACUGUUCUUCAUCCUCAUCCGUACGUUCACGGUUAUGAAGAGGGUUGUCCUCAGCGAUACUGCGUAAGAGCUUUCGGGCCGUCAUGUCACAUAAAGUCGAACCGUGACUGUAACGUUCUCUUAUUGGAAUGCAAAUCAAAGGCUUGC
Molecule: messenger RNA, 1316 nt
Organism: Schizophyllum commune H4-8
Lineage: Eukaryota; Fungi; Basidiomycota; Agaricomycetes; Agaricales; Schizophyllaceae
Exons: 2
Coding region: 13-1044 (343 amino acids)
Source: RefSeq, a predicted model, not a curated record